Molecule: messenger RNA, 402 nt
Organism: Malania oleifera
Lineage: Eukaryota; Viridiplantae; Streptophyta; Magnoliopsida; Santalales; Ximeniaceae
Exons: 1
Coding region: 1-402 (133 amino acids)
Source: RefSeq, a predicted model, not a curated record
AUGUGGAUGCAAGAAUUGGAGAAGAUAUUGGCGGUAUUGAACUGCUCCGAGGAGCAGAAGAUUCUUUUCGCCACCUUCAAACUAGGCGGAGAAGCUGAACAGUGGUGGCAUGCAAUGAAGCUGUUGGAGGAACAACAAGUGGUACCUAAAGUGAUGACUUGGGAUCAUUUCAAGCAGGUCUUCUAUGACCAAUACUUUCCUGCUACCACUAGAAAUCUGAAGGCAAAGAAAUUUUUCAGCUUGGCUCUAGGGUGCCUUACUGUUCAACGGUAUGCUGCUAAAUUUAUGAAACUAUCUUGGUUUGCACCUUCUAUGGUUCCAGAUGAAUACCAAAAUGCGAGGUGGUUUGAAAGGGACCUGAAUCAGAGGAUUCAUGAGCAUAUGGCAUGUUUACAAAUUUAG